Harmonia axyridis is the source of this 6159-nucleotide messenger RNA. RefSeq names its product RNA-binding protein fusilli (gene fus). The record is from RefSeq and is a predicted model, not a curated record. Gene Ontology annotation, cellular component: ribonucleoprotein complex; nucleoplasm. The coding region runs from base 721 to 3078 and encodes 785 amino acids. The transcript is spliced from 10 exons. Gene Ontology annotation, molecular function: mRNA binding. Gene Ontology annotation, biological process: regulation of RNA splicing. NCBI's taxonomy places the organism in Eukaryota, Metazoa, Arthropoda, Insecta, Coleoptera, Coccinellidae.
UACGCGGUCCCUUGCACAGGAAAACAGCCUACAGAGAUACCUGUAGACAACUAAAUUCCACACAAAACAUACGCGUUUCGAAAAACCGAAGAGAAGGCUGUGAGAUAUCGUCAUUACGUUUAUAUAAAGAACAUAGACGGUUAUUGCAUAUAUGGAAACGAAGUUUCGCGUACUGUGGUUUUCAAUUAAUACGUUGCUACCUGUUGAAUGCAUUAGAUCGACUAUAUGAUAAAUUGGGAAAACCUGGACUAUGUGAAUGUGAAUCUGUGUUGUGUUUGUGUUGAAAACUAUCUGUGUGUGUGUCGAAAAAGAAUAUAUUGACAAACAACAAUAUAUAAACAAACAAUUGAAACUAACAUAAUACGAAAUACUUCGGUCAGACUGAGCUAUUCGAGGCACUUAUCAAAUACUCUAUAAGAAUUGACAGAACUUUAUGGUUUGAACUUUCAAUUGUGAUAAAAAGUAUUUUUUGGAAGCAACAAAUUUCAAGAAAACUAUAGGUUAAGUAAACACUACAAAUAAAAUCUGUGAUUAUAUCUUCUAUAGGAAGAUAAGAUUACUCGAUUCUUUAAGCCAAGACGAUAAGAAGAAAUCUAAAUAACUCAAAUUAUUGUUAAAUCUGCGAUUUUUACCUGGAUACAACAGGUGGAUCACGUGGCAACAUUGUUAAAACUUUUCGUAAACUUGAAGAUGACAUUUUGAAGUGUAUUUUGUGGAUAAAUGAGUAUUGAAUCAUUAAAUAUGAUCGGGCCACAUCAUGUCUGUGUUCUGUAUGCGGCUACAGCCGGUCUUCAGGGACCUCUUAUGGGAUCUGACGAACAGGAGAUUGUCUUACUGAUCUAUGUAAUCAUCGAUCAUGUACAAAAUAAGAUCGUGGGCGUGCAGCAGUACCCAAUCAGGCCGCAAAUGGCCGACAUGAACGAGAACGUCCUCUCCGAGCAGCUGGCCAACGAGUCGGUCCUGACCGACGAGCUGAUCAAGCAGGCAGGAAGGAGACUGGAGGACGCCCUCGAGGAGUUCGAGGCCUACUGCUCCAGCCUGCACAUCGACCCCCACAACUCGGGAUUCAGACUAGUCACAGACGGGCAACUUCCUCUUAGGCAAUGCCUACACCCAGAAGCCUGUCGCAAAGAAAUAGAGCUCCCUUCUUACUACACAACCUUCCACGACCUGAGGAAAGAGGUAUGCAGGUUUCUUGGAAAAACCGAAGAAACGCCGCAAAGCGUAGCAGACAUGUUAGAUUGUUUACAGAUCAAAGCAGAGGCUGAGAAUGAGUUCUACAAAAAAGAAGCUAAAGACAUGGUGAACAUUGUACAAAAAUUAAUUUUAGAUGGACAUAGAUUUGAUGCACCGGAAACAGUUAAUUUGAUCCUGGAGCCGGGUAUCUGUUCGAAAGACGAUGAGAUUGACAGCAAUUGUGUGGUGAGGGCUAGAGGACUUCCUUGGCAGAGCAGCGACCAGGAUAUUGCCAAGUUUUUCAGAGGACUUAAUGUGGCUAAGGGUGGUGUAGCACUUUGCCUGUCACCACAAGGAAGACGUAACGGAGAAGCUUUGGUACGAUUUAUUAAUCAAGAACAUCGAGACAUGGCCCUCAAAAGACACAAGCACCACAUAGGCUCCAGGUACAUCGAGGUGUAUAGAGCUUCUGGAGAUGAUUUCCUUUCCGUCGCAGGUGGAUCUAAUUGCGAAGCGCAGGCGUUUUUGUCUCGUGGUGCAGCUGUCAUUGUCAGAAUGAGAGGUCUGCCCUAUGACUGUACUGCGAAACAAGUGUUGGAAUUCUUCUCGUCGGGAGAGAACUCCUGUACCGUGCUAGACGGUAACGACGGCGUACUAUUCGUCAAAAAGUCCGAUGGCAGAGCCACCGGAGACGCUUUUGUCCUCUUCGCCAGUGAAUCUGAUGCUCCUAAAGCUCUCUCGAAACAUAGGGAAUGCAUUGGUUCGCGCUACAUCGAGUUAUUCCGGUCUACAACCGCUGAAGUGCAACAGGUUUUGAAUCGAACGUUAGACCCAAAAGUUUACGAAACUCCAGCCCCAAUUCUACCUCCAAUUCACCCUGUGCCUUUAUUGCCGCAACAUAUUAUCACUUCUGGGACACGAAAAGACUGCAUUAGAUUAAGAGGUUUGCCUUACGAAGCCCAGGUCGAACAUAUUUUGGAUUUCCUGGGUGACUAUGCCAAAAAUAUUGUCUUUCAAGGUGUACAUAUGGUCUACAAUGCUCAGGGACAACCAAGCGGCGAAGCUUUCAUUCAGAUGAAUUCCGAACAAUCGGCAUUCUUGACAGCUCAACAGAAGCACCAUCGCAACAUGGUCUUCGGGAAGAAACAACGUUAUAUAGAAGUAUUCCAGUGCUCAGGCGAAGACAUGAAUCUCGUGCUUACGGGUGGAAUCCCAGCACCAGUAUCACCAGCAAAGACGGCUCCUGCUCUACUCAGUCCCGGUAUGUUGCCUUCAAUUGCUCCCUUACCUCCAACUAAUAUACCUCCUCCACCACCUCCAAGCACUUCUGUGGUCAGUAGUCAGGUUCAUCAGAGUUUAGUCACAACGGCCCCGACAACUCAGACUUUGGGUUGGGACAAUCAGAGUUUUCUUGCUCAAGAACAAGCCCAUCAGGCUCAGAUGAUUGCGCAUCAGAAUUUAAUCGCUAGGCAAAACCAGGCCGCUCAAAUGCAAAAUCAAAUGCUCCUCAUGAAUCAGAUUGCUCAACAUAACUUAGCCGUUUUAAAUCAACAGAACCAGAUGGGUACGGUCUCCCCAGCUGGCUCCGCUCUACCUUCUUCUAUGAUGAAACCACAAAUGUCUUUCAUGCCCCACUUGCUUCCGCAAACUCAUCAUCCCUUGGUCUUCCUACCGCCUAGGUUUGGUAUGCAUUCAUUACCUAUUCCUAGACCACAAAUGUCCUAUCCUCAUCAACUCAUGCCUGGUGCAGGUCCUGGAAUGUAUCCACUGGUUCCCCAGACCCCUGUAGCUGUUAAAAGAUCGUAUUCGGAUGCUUUCACAGAGCAAAACCCAUCAGCGAAAAGAGCGUACAUACAGCCGAGUAGCGGUACAAUUUAUCAACAGUUUUAUCCAAAUAUGUAAGGAUAACUGUUAUUCAUUAUAAUGCUCAACAUGUAAUAAUAAGAAGGCUGGCAGAAAACUCUACAUGAAGAUUUUAUAUCAUAAUUUGUUAAUUAUAAUCCAAAAUCUUCUUGUCUAAUUUUUUGAGGACAACCUUGUCUUUUAUCAAAUCCAACAGCGAGUAGAUAUGUUGAUAGAUCUUUUAUUCAUUAGUUUUUUAUUAUUUUCUAAUUGACUACUAGUACUUGAUUAAGUUAUAAAAUAUUGAUUAAUUUUAUUAGUUGAUCGUUAUCGUUGAAAUUGCAAUUGUACUUAUGUACCUACGUGAAAAAUUCUGUGACAACGUUCUAUAUAUAUAUUUGAAUAGUUGUAAAAUAGUUUGAGUUGCGAUUUUUGUGCUUUGGUGAUAAUUCUUUGGACCACUUCUAUUCGAUAUUAAGUAGUUAUUUGUUGUUAUCAUUGUAAUAUAUAUUAUAUAAUUAGUUAAUGAUAGUUACUCGAUUUCAUUUGAAUUGAUGGAAUCAAAUUAUUCAAACAAAUCUCUUUCAUGCGACGAAAUUCAUCGUUAUGAGGUUGUGAUUCCACCCUGAAACGGCAUAUGGACGAUCUCAAAGGAAAAAAAAACUCCACGACAUUCCGAAUAGAAUACUUCCUCUAGUUUUUCCCCUAGUUUGACUUAAUUAAGUGAUAAAAUAAUUACACAUAGCAAACGUGCCUUGAAAUGAGAGCAAAUAUUUUUCUCUGAUUGUCUUAUGAGAUUACUGAUGAUGCUCAAAAAAGACUUGUUCUAAUGAAAGAACAACUUAAAGUCGGUAUUCAAUUCACUCAAUGGAUAAAUAUUCCUCUUUGAUAUGGAUGAAACUCUGAAGAACCUGACCCUCUUGCUCAUUUUGCGGUUGCGGAAGGAAUAGUGCCUUUAUUAUGUUGGGACGAACAUAUGUGAUCAUAAAAACAUUCCAAGUAGUUGUUUGUUAGUAUAUACAUAUAUAUACAUAUCGUUAUUUUGAUAUUCUCUUUAUUAUAGAUGAUGCAUCUAUUUUUCCAUUUUUAUAUUGACUUCGUACGAAUUUAUAAAUGUUCAGGCAGCUUUUGUUAUAACAUAAUAUAUGAUUGUUGCAACUAAUUAGUUUUGGAUUUGGGUGUUUUUAUUAUCUUUUUCUGGUAAAGAGACUAAAAUUAAACUGGAAAUAAUCAAUGGUCGCAUUCGAAAGUUAAAACUGAAAUUUAAACUGCUGAUAUAAAUUUAAAAAUAAUAAUCCUCUUCGAAAGAUUUUUUGAUUAUCUCCAGUCAUUUCACCCACAAAAUGGGUAGUACUGAAUGGACAAUAUGUUGAGUUGAUUUAAAAUUUUAGAAAUGUACAAAAAAGAAUGCCCACAUAUUGAGAGAUAUAUUUUUCAUUUGUUAUUAUGGCUCUUUAAUAUAUAUAUAAACAUUAUUCCGACGGAUCAAGAAAAAUGAUUGGAAUUUGAGCAAUGUUUUAAUUGUAGGACCUUAGAAUAAGCCUCCUUGUAUUUUCCUUAGCUUACGCUAGAUUCAAUGUGUUUUGGUGUGUUCCCGCCUUACAUAUCUUAACUUGGUGUUGGUUGGAGUUUUGUAGCUUGGGUUGUUAGAGGUGGUAUAUAUAUUUCUGAUAUACUUGGAUAGCAGGAUGAAGAUGAAUCCCAUUUUUUUUUGGUUGUUAUUAAUUCGACAUAUUAUUCUGUUAAGUACCGAAAUGAAUCGAAAAUUACUAGACAUAAUAUGAAUAUCGCUACAAAACUUCACCGUGCACACAAGUUGAAAUAUGUGGUCUCACUAUUAAAGAGCAACCUAAGCAGAAUGUUUGGUUUAUUGGUGUUCAUUGGUAUUAUAACUAACAGCUCAAAUUCUUUAACUUUGCUGCCCAUUUCUCCAGCAUUCAAUUUCUGAUUUACUAACUUGUUUUCAAGGAGUCUUGAGGUCCUUUGAAAUAUCUAUCAUCCACUUUUUCUGAAACGUCGAAGCAUUUUUGCCUAGGAUAUGUCGAGGUGUUGGUAAUGUUAGUCGUUCAUGAUUGUCGUUAAUUUAUAAUUUUUACUGUUACCAAAAAAAACGUUUGAAUUUUUUGAUUUCUCCUAUUUUGUUACAAAGCUGGACUGACAGGUAGUUUUGAACUUGGUAUAAACAUGGACAAUCAAUGCAAUCAUCAAUUACUACUAAAAUACACUUGGUUGUAUUUUGCGAGAUUGUCUUGUGUUUUAUCAACAGAUGGUUUUAUAUACAGAUUUUUUUUAUUAUUUGAAUUGUUUUUGUACUUGUUGAGGAUAUACUGCUCAAGGUUUCUCAUAGUAUUCAUAUCGGAAAAGCAUGUUUAGGUGUUACUAAUCUCGAAUAAGUAUUCCUCAGGUAGUAGAGGUUUCAUAAUGUGAUUGUGUAAAAGGAGUGAAAUUUGGAAUAUUGGGAUAAUAUUUCUGCAAGUAUUUAAAACAAUUCAUAUUGAUAUUACGUAAGAUAAACUUUUUGUGAUAUGAAAAACAAGAAUCAAUUGAAGUGGAAGAAAAUAAUUGAAUUGAAUAUUUUGGUGAAAGUACCCAAAUUUAAAUAAAUUGUUUUUCCUAACAUUUCUACGAUUGUGAUAUAAAGUUUAGACGAAAGGCCGAAAAGUUUAAUCAUAUAACUUUGAAUUUUAUGGAAUAUAAUAAAAGUGAUGACACAACAAUAGUAGAUAUUGGCUAUUAUAUUCGAAAUGCUGCAGACCAGUAUAAUCGCUAUAAAAAAGCUCUAUAAUGUUUCAUUUGACAAAAGUAUAAAAAAUACAAUUCUUUUCCGGAAUGAAUGAUUCAAUACACUCAAACUAGUUUUGAUAAUACAAAAUAAUUUCGGUUUUUUUUUGCUUAUUUUCGAUUCGAGUACGUGGUUCGCCAUUCAGAAAAUUGUGGAACGAUUUAUAUUUCUGGAAAAAUCAGGGCACGCUUAUCAAAAAGUGUCAUCAAAGCUACAUUGACUAGCGGAAGUAUCCAAGGAAGUUAAUAUUUUUUUAACUCUUUGAACACAUUAUUUCCUGUACUGUAUGCAGCAGCUCUGUUUCAUUUUAUAAUUAUGUCCUUAUUAUUUACACAAUUAAUAAAUGUUUGUCACAUUAA